AUGGAAACAGAGUACUGUGUUUCUCAAUUUCAUCCUUCAAUUGCAAAAACAGUCUCGAUAAGUUUAUCAUCAUUCGGAUCAGGAGGUCCAUUUAGUUUUGAUUCAUUCUCUCGGAAAUGGAAUUCGAAGAAGAAGAAAGAACCUUUUCCUGAGGAAAAAUCAUCGAAUAAGCACGAGGUAAUGGGGAAUGAGUGGUUAGAAACAGGGAAUUGUCCUAUCGCGAAAUCAUAUAGAGCUGUUAGCGGAGUUCUCCCAAUUGUGGCAUCAACUUUUCAGUUACCUCCUGGAAUGAAACUCAAAUGCCCACCUGCAGUUGUUGCAGUCAGGACUGCCCUGGCUAAGACUGUUUUUGUGAAGACUAUGCGGCCGCAACCAUUAUUUUCGAAGAUGUUAGUUAUUGGUGCAUUGGGAAUGGCAGUUAAUAUUCCAUUAGGGAUAUGGAGAGAACACACUGACAAGUUCUCAUUAUCAUGGUUUACUGCAGUUCAUGCUGCUGUUCCUUUCAUAGCUAUGUUGAGGAAAUCAGUUGUGAUGCCUAAAACAGCUAUGGCAUUAACUAUUGCAGCUGCUGUAUUGGGACAGGUCAUUGGCUCAAGGCAGAGAGACUUCGGCAACAACAUAUUCAGUGUAGUCCAACAAUCGAAAGAGUAA
Messenger RNA from Solanum verrucosum, 651 nucleotides. RefSeq lists its product as uncharacterized. Gene Ontology annotation, cellular component: chloroplast. Lineage: Eukaryota; Viridiplantae; Streptophyta; Magnoliopsida; Solanales; Solanaceae. The record is from RefSeq and is a predicted model, not a curated record. The coding region runs from base 1 to 651 and encodes 216 amino acids. The transcript has a single exon.